UGUGCCUGGAAGCUUUUUGCGCCAGUCCUCUCCCUUUCCCCGUUUUCAUCGGUUUCAUAAUUGCCACCAACAUAAUGACAGUUGCUGUGGCAACCAUGUCUCUCUUUUUUUCUUUUUUUCCCCUCUGGUGCGCGCACUAAAAGAAAAUUUAACGCACAUGCACUCUUUGGAUCCUGUCGGUCUUCCAUUGAUUUUAUUCUGUUGUUUAUGGGCAUCUUUGUUUGUUUAUUUACUGAUUAGUAAAUCCAUAACUGAGUGUUCUCUCGGAAUCCUGUAAAUGUUCUGGAACGCGUUUUUACGCACAGCUUUUACGCACAGUGUUUGGGGGGUACUGGAGGGAAGUUGAAUGCCACCAGUUGAAUGGGCCAUGACCAUCCGCGCGGAGCAGCCUGGAAUCGAGCCUCAUCAGCACCAGUGUGACGGACCAAUCACAGCGCUCCGUCAGCAGCGGACCUCCGAGAGGCCAGCUGAAGUUCAGCGGUGAAAUCUCUCGCUCACAGGAAUGAUUGAGAACCAGCUUCUUUCAAAGUUCACCUGUCGGGAGAAUAUAAGAAGACUUUGCGGGAUUGCCCCUCAUCGUCACUCAAAGCGGUUAUUUCCCAUGCAGAGCGCAGACCAGAGGAUCUGAGAACAUCUCGGUGUUCACUCCCUCCUCUCUCUUCUCCUGCAUGCGUUUUUUUCCCCCUCUCGAAGUGCCGCGAUGAUGGAUUAUCGAUGUCCUGAUGGAGACACAGCGUGAGUGGCUGAGACCCGCAGCGCUUCAGAAAAACAACCGAACCCCACCAAAACAGGUGAUCGAGAGCGCAAACAGACGCUCCAUCCCUCCACAUCAUCUCCUGCUACAACAGCUGCCAUCUGAGAAGCGCUGACAUACACACUACAGUGCGCAGGCUCUCCAGCAUCAAACCCCACAGCAACGCGCAGCAUACACACAAAAAAAUCAAAUUUGCUUGUCGACAAGUUCUGGAAAUCAAGCCCAAAUUCCCAAAGACAACACAGGAAGAAAGAAAGCCUCAGACGGAGCACUUUGUGGACCAAAUGCUUUGUGUUUCCCCUUCUUCUUCUGCUGAACUCUCCUCAGAAGGUUAGAGGAGCAUGUAACUGAAACAAGCAGAGCCCUCUGUGAUUCCAGCAUUCUGUUCCCCCCAUCUGUGCCUACAUUCUCUGCUACAGAUAGGGACGUUUUGAUAAUUACAUAUAAUUAUAAUUUCUGUGGGAGACAGAUCUGCCUCUGUCUAUUAUUGCCAACACCUCCAGCACAAUAACUCCACACAUUUACAUAUUUCUUUACAAAAGUGAUAUUCUUUUGAACCCCAGAGACAAUUUAGGAAUAAUCAUACUUCAAGAGACAUGUCACACGUUGAAGCAAAGUGCCACUCAACUCAGAUCUAAUUAGGGAUACAGCAGAGCGACAUGGGCCUCGCUUGUGUCUAAAAGCCGACGGAGAACCGUGGCUUUCGGCGGCGUGUCUUUUUAGGCUCUUUUUCAGAUGCACGCUCACUCCCGAUUUUCUGCAGUCACACUUAUUCAGCACAUAAGCGGAUCUUCAUCGUCACCCGCCGAGCAGUCACAGUAACGGCCUGUGCCGGGGAAGUACUGAUACCAGCCCGUCGUGGAACAGAUUCAGAUGAUGCAUCAGUGGAUUUGUGCCCGGAGAUGUCGUCCCGCAAAUUUAGGUUACAUUAAUGGAUAGAAGCGAUCAGUGGUGCCAUCAUCUGAGUGAUUGUUUAUCAAAAUUAUCCAUAGGGGAUAGAAUGAUUGUUCUUGAUUUAGAUAAGUGCCCAUCGUGACUGUUUUCAGAGGCUGACUGAAACAGUCGCAUUAAGAAAGACAAGAAAGGUGGCCAUUGACCACUUUUUUAUAAGUGCCACAAUUACAGGAAUGUACAGGAAUGCCAUAUUUUACUAAACAGACUUAAUUAUUUUUGCCUCCAAGAAGCUUUUAAAAGCUUUUGUUCUGUAGGAUUAACUAAAUGCAUCACAUAAGUUGUUUAUUAAUAUUUGUAGGAGUUGACUCAUAAAAAGAGAAAGAUUUGUUCUUGUUCUUUUUUAGUCCCUCUGACCAAUUACUAUAGUUUUGUGAGCACAGACAAAGACAGACGACAGACUCCAGACAUUUCCAGACCGUGUUACUGAAUGAAACCACUGAUACAUCAUCAUUAACCAGUGGGCCGUGCGUUUUUUUGCAUGCACACUUCAUGGCAUUUUAGUGGGUUAAACUGCAAAAGCGGAUACAGCAUUGUAACUGCCUUGACUCAACCACAGAAAAUAGAUGUCUUAGUCAUGUGAAAAUGACGCCCACCACCAAUCUCCGAGUCCUUGCUGUUUCGCUGCUCUCCCUCCUCGCUGCCCUACUUAGCGCUGCUGUGGAGACCUCCCUGUCCCCGCUUCCUCAGCAGACGGACCGCUCCAGAAGACCGGUCACCGAGGAGCCCAAGAAUGACUCCAGCCCGUCCCUUCUGCUCCUCGCCAUUCAGGCCAACCUCCUGCCAGCUGCUCUCCAAAGCAGGCCCAAACGCCCUGUAGAGCUCCCAGAAACCUCAGGGGGAGUCCUGGAAACGCCCCCCAGGCCUUUGCCCCAGGUAAUGUUCCCCAAGAAUGUAACGUCAUCAGAGGCCCUCGCACCACCUUUAGGCGCAGCCCAGGUGGCGCCUUUUCAAAUGAUGGACGGCUGGACGGAUGUAUGUCGAGGCUACUACGACGUGAUGGGACACUUCGAUUCGGCCUUCAACUGCUCCAAGGACUCCUUCAUCUACUGCUGUGGAACGUGCCACUACCGCUUCUGCUGCCCAGAGUCCAGCAGGAAACUGGAGCAGGAUAACUGCAAGAAUUACGACUCCCCAGACUGGGCCAAGCCGCAGACGGAGGUCAUGACGCUCCCAGACGACGGGGGCUCCGACCCAGACUUCGACCCGCUGAAGCAGCAGAGCCACAACACGGGUUUCGUCAUCGGGGGCGUGGUUGUGUUCAUGGUGGCGGUUGCCGUGGGGAUCAAGGUGGUGUUCAACAAAGUGCAACACGAGGCCAAUCAGAGGGAUCUGAACAUGACGAGAGCCUUUGUUGAUAUGCUGCGGCACCAGCCGAGUCCGGUCCAGCAGGAUGAGAGAAACAACAGCGUGGCUCUGACAGUUGGGGACGGCCAGGGGACGAUGGGAAGAGCGCCGAAAAACCUCUACGCUCCAGGAGUGCCCAGCAAAGACAACAGACUGGGAAAUCUGCAGCACAAUUUCAUCCACUCAUCAGGCAACAGCCCCAAACACACGGCAACCAUCGAACGCACGCCUCGAAUGAACAAUGCUCAGCUGGCAGCUGGAGGCACCCUGCUUUCCAGUAAGCACAACAACACCAAAUCCCAACCUGCUUUCCACCACUCCCUGCACAACCUGGCCCAGCUGCCACCUUCCUACGAGAGCGCCACCAAGCCUGAGCUCAACAGAUACUCCUCGCUCAAACGCCUCGAGAAAGGUCUCGAUGAGUACUCAUCUGGCUACUGCACCACCAAGCGCCGGCCUCACACCGCCCAGCCGGCCCUCCAGUCCUCUCAGCACCAUCUCCACUGGGGUGGAGACUACACCCUCAGUGGCAGAGGAACCCUCCCCAGGCAUGCCGCCCGACCCUGGAUCCCACCACCACCUUCUGGCAUGCCAGCCUCCCCUACUCCUAAUCCGUAUCCUCUGGAUCCCCCGGAGCCCCAAUACAAUCCCAACUACGAAACUCUCUCCAAGCCUCCCAGGAAAGUCAAGUCCACUGACCAGCUGCUCAACAUGGGCGACGUCUCAGGCAACACUGGGACUCUGUCCCGGCUGUCCAAGAACCAGCAGCAUCAGUACUACAAAGCCAUGGCUGCCUCCAACAAGAACUCCAACACGCAAACCCUCACCAGGAAGCCCCAGGACAGACAGGAGAGGCAGGAGAGGCAGGAGAGGCUCCUCAUGUCGCCAGACCAUUUGGAAGAGAGGAUGGGAGUUGGCGGGAUGGGAGUUGUAGACCCAUACGCCGCUCACACAGGAGGGAUAGUCCCCACGUUGCCUCGCCAGCAGAAGGCCCAGUCCCAGCAGAACGUCUGCGCCACGCCAUCCCUCGACCGGCACCACAUGAUCAAGAUGAACUCUCACCCCACAUCGGGGCGAGAGCAAGAGCGGAGCACGCCCAUGACGGGCCACAUGAGCGGAGGCGUCGCCUGGUCGGGGGAAAUGCCCGGGGCAGGGGUAGUCAUGGGAACAGGAACACUGGGAGGCCACAGCGCCAGGAGGAUGGCUUUUGCAGCAAAGCGGCAGAACACCAUCGAGCAGCUACAUUUCAUCCCGGGAGGGGGCGGUGCGGGGUCUGCAGGAAGCGCAGGAGGAGGCAGUCAGGGAAUCAGGACGGGGAGUAAAAAUGAGGUGACCGUGUGAGGUUCGUGCCUAGUCGUAGACUCUACCGCUUAGCAGAUACGUGGGAAUAGCUAGAUAGUCCUUUUGCAUUUAACUAAUAGAUAACAGCUAUCAAAGCAUAAAACUAGACUUAAGAAGUAUCGUAACAGCUUAACGUGUUCAGGCUAAUCAAAUUAGUGUACUCUUGUAAUUAAAUUAGCUUGAAAAUGACCGUUUAACGAAAUCUUAGUAUGGAACAUCUGUGUCAUGUUUGUGAUAGCCUACGUCAGCCAUAUUUUGUAACAAAAUUUGCCAUAUUGCCAUAUGCAGCAGUGCCAUUACUUCUAGAGAGACUAACAGGACAACUGAAACAAAACCAACAGAGGAUUUGCUCACGAUUUAGUUUUUAUAUGUUUUUGUUUCCAAAAAAAGUACUCAGGAGCCAUAUUAGAUAGAAAAGGGGAAUAUAUUAGAAAGACUGGAUGAAGCAGAGGAGCGUGUGAGAAUUUCCAUCCCAGAGUUUGACAGAGCAAUCAGGACUCCUUGAACAGUCAUUCUGCUAAGUCCUGGCUGACAAGGUAUCUUUUUUAAAGACUGGAUCUACUGGCUGGGAACAGAUCAGAUGAGUCUCAAAGACCCAUGUGCCUGGUGGACGAUUUUCUUUCUUUUUUUUUGUUUUUGCUGGAUUUUCUUCUGAAAUUAACCUCAUCUGGACACAAGAAGACUUAACUGUUCCUGUUGCUUCCGAUGUACUGGAGCAGACAAGGUGGUGGGUGGGACACUGCUGGAAAGCCUAAUUUCAAGUGCGGACGUACCCACAUGAACUAUCUGCUGCCUGGGCUGCCUAGUUUUCCAUGUGACCUUAGAUUAUAAUCCCCAGAGGAUCUCAGAUGGUUGACCACUGUUACACUAACAGAGUGUACGAUGACGUUGGACCGCGUGAUGGGUGAGAUUACUGUUUACAAAACAGGACCUACCAGUUAUAAAAAAGUGGGCUACCAAAUAUUGUAGAGCCAUUAAGACGUUUAAGAGAGAUUUAAGAGAUUAUAAACAGUACUUUUCAGUUCUAUAAAGCAGCAACUUGCUGUAAUUUCAGUUGUAGAUAUAGAGCAUAGAUUUUUUUUUACAGAGCACAAAUGAGUAGAGCAUGAUGCGGAGAUUGCACUUACACAACUGCCCUUCAAAGCCAUAGCCAUCUAUGGGGGAAACAAAGAAAAAAAACCACAGAGGAAGCUGGUCUGACAAUCACCUCUUAACUAUUAUCAGCGGGUGACAACUAACCCGAGUUAGUGAUGUUUUGUACAGUCAAAGGAUUGGCCGUUCAAACCGUUCGGAGGAAGAGCCCAAAGCCUUCUCCGGCACGGCUUUGUGCGCCGCAAGAGACUCAGAUGGAAGGAAAGCCCUUCCCCUCUUCAAGACAAAGACUUUGCUGUAUCAUAACGCACUUCAGUCGGUAUGAGAAAAAAAAGAAAAAAAAAAGAACAAACAAAGAAAAAACAGGUAAAAAAAAACACCAAUAACAACGCUUAUCAAUACUAAGGGCUAUCCUAUCCUAUAUACUUCAGUAUAUGUGAUAUAUGUGAUCCAUAUAAAAUAGUAUCUCUUUCUAUUGAUUUUGUGUUGAUAUUGUCAUGGCGUAUUAAGUAUUAACGUGUUAAAAAAAACAGAAACACAAGCAAUUUAAGCACAGUUCAAAAAAAAAAAAAAACUUUGCACAAACUAGUCCCCUGAUAUUUGCAACCUGCUCUCGGCGUCGAAUCUUCAAGGUUUAUCUUCUGCACAGUAAAGAGUGACUGAUCAACGGAGGGAACUGCAUCGAGAGAUGAUUUUAUUUUUAAAUCAGCCAAAAUCGUUUUCUUUUUCCCAUUUGACGAAGGCACUGUUUGAUUUUGUUCAGUCACGUGAAAGAGAGACGGGAACAAAAAAGGCCGACAUGCAGAAUUACAUUUGGACAAUCUUCCUAUACACAGUUCUACAUGUAGUUAUGAAUAUGAUGGAGUGUUAUUAUUAGUAAUUAUUAUAACUGUUAUGGUUAUUAUUAACAAUUUAUCUUAUGGUGUGAUGUUCUUUUACUUGGUGGAAUUUUAAGUGUUUAUUGUUUUUAGAUGACUAGCGUUCUCAUGACUAGUUAGUGGUUCAUGCAUCUGGUCACCAAAUUUUGAACGACAUUCCAAAUCUUGAUGCAUGCCAGCUCCAUUCCAUUGAGAGGCAUUGACAGCAUGCCCGGGUCUUCAGGUCAGUGGUAUCUACACGGCCAGUGUUUUCAGCUGUAUGUACUGUGCCUAGACAUCAGCCUUAUGACUCCUUCAACUGAGGUUUCCACUUUGGUACAGAAUACACACGUUUAAAAAAAAAUAAAAUGAAUAAAAAAAACAUUAGCAGCCUUCUAAAUGUUCAAGGAAUAGGUGAGCUUUUGGUGGGGAUUCAUUGAUAUGUUUUCUGCAGCAGCCUUACCCACAAACUUCUCACAGGUUGCAUGCGCUGUAAUCACUAGUAUGUAUGUUCGAAUGAAUGUUUUUUUUUUUUCUUUCAUACGGGAGAAGUGUAAUAGAAUCUCAUUAGCUCUAAUUGCAGUUUCAUUUUUUAGGGAAAUGGCACAAACAACAUACAGUUUCAUUUUUUUGCUUUUUAUUUAUGAUUUAUUUUUUAACAGAGCCACAAAAAGUUUGUAGCAAAGUCUGUAAAAUCUCACAAGCCAUAUAUCCAUUGAAGCUCAUCUUCAUAGUUUUAUAAAAAAUGGUUAAUCUAAUUUUGUGCAAGUACCGUGUUUUGUAUAGGUAGUAAAAUCAGAAUAUUUUACGUGAUCUCUUUAAAAUUAAUUUGAAUAUUUAAUAAAAAAACAGAAGUUCUGUGUUAGUAUUUAAGGAAUUGUACAGUGCCAAAUUCAUAAACAUUUUGUUGUCUUUUUAUUGUCAUUGCCUCUUAGACAGUAAUAGGGGGUGCUUUUAUUUUCUUAACACCGAACUAGAACAGCUGCACGCACACUGAAAAAGCUUGUUUUCAGAGAGAAAUGAAUGAAUAUGGUGUGUGUUUUAGCCAUUAUGAAUUCAUUUAGAAGGAUGAUGUUUUUAAGGCCACCUUCAAUGGACAAACUCAAAUGAAAAUGGUUCAUUUUUCUUUUUUUGCUCCCAUGCCUGCAAAUUUGAAUAUGUUUUUGUCAUAGUUUAAUGCAUCGAUCCCCUUGGAUACGACAGUGAUUUACAAAAAAUUUGUAUAAUAAAGUUGGUGGAAAACAUGU
Molecule: messenger RNA, 7589 nt
Organism: Oryzias melastigma (Indian medaka)
Lineage: Eukaryota; Metazoa; Chordata; Actinopteri; Beloniformes; Adrianichthyidae
Gene: shisa7a
Product: protein shisa-7
Exons: 6
Coding region: 2291-4393 (700 amino acids)
Biological process (GO): regulation of AMPA receptor activity; regulation of short-term neuronal synaptic plasticity
Cellular component (GO): dendritic spine membrane; postsynaptic membrane; AMPA glutamate receptor complex
Source: RefSeq, a predicted model, not a curated record